This is a messenger RNA of Ostertagia ostertagi, 4779 nucleotides long. NCBI's taxonomy places the organism in Eukaryota, Metazoa, Nematoda, Chromadorea, Rhabditida, Trichostrongylidae. The record is from the annotation of a GenBank genome assembly.
AUGUCGUCGGUAAAGGUCGCCGUACGCGUUCGACCCUUCAACCAAAGGGAGAUCGCCAACGGGUCGCGAUGUAUAAUUGGCAUGAAUGGCACGACCACUACAGCAACUCUACAGUAUCCGUUGGUUACGGUACCGCGUGAUAUGUCGUCGGUAAAGGUCGCCGUACGCGUUCGACCCUUCAACCAAAGGGAGAUCGCCAACGGGUCGCGAUGUAUAAUUGGCAUGAAUGGCACGACCACUACAAUCAGUGGAUCGACGCCUGACAAGUGCCACUCAUUCAACUUCGAUCAUUCGUAUUGGUCGUAUUCGAGAGAUGAUGCUCACUAUGCCAGUCAAAUUCAGGUCUACCAGGACCUCGGAGUCGAGAUGCUCGAACACGCCUUCGAAGGAUACAAUGUGUGUAUAUUUGCCUAUGGACAAACGGGUGGUGGCAAAUCGUAUACGAUGAUGGGCAAGCCGGGUGACGAGAACGAGAUGGGAAUCAUACACGACUUUUGUAAUCGAUUUUGCACGGACACCAAUGUACAGUACUCGGUCGAAGUGUCUUAUAUGGAAAUCUACUGCGAACGUGUCAAAGAUCUGUUGAAUCCAAACAGCGGAGGGAACUCGAAUCGUGACAUCUCUCUUCUCGACCGUAUAACGGUGGCUGCGACAAACAUGAAUUCAACAUCAUCUCGUUCCCAUGCUGUCUUCACAAUAGUGCUAACACAAAAACGCCAUUGUCCUGAUGCCAAUCUGGACACUGAAAAGGUCUCGAAGAUCUCAUUAGUUGAUUUGGCCGGAAGUGAACGGGCCACUUCAACAGGUGCUGAAGGUCAACGACUGAAGGAAGGCGCGAAUAUCAACAAAAGUCUGACCACCCUCGGCCUUGUCAUCAGCAAACUUGCAGAGGAGGCUGGCAAGAAGUCAAAGCGAGGGAAAGGUGUGGUGCCAUAUCGAGAUUCGGUGCUCACUUGGUUGCUCCGAGAGAACCUCGGCGGAAAUUCGAAAACAGCGAUGAUUGCGGCGCUUUCACCGGCCGACAUCAAUUUCGACGAGACGCUCAGCACAUUACGACCGUCGGUGACCGCGACAACUCUACUCCGCUCGUGUGAUCACGACACAAUCGAACAGCUCAAGGCAUCGGAAAAGCUCAUCGCCGAACUGCACGAGACGUGGGAAGAGAAGCUGCGAAAAACCGAGGAGAUACGUCGCCAACGCGAAGAGGAGCUGAGAGAAAUGGGUCUUGCAACGACUGAAGACGGCACCACGCUCGGAGGUCUUCCACAUUUGGUCAAUCUCAACGAGGAUCCGCUCAUGUCCGAAUGUCUCCUGUAUUAUCUUAAGGAAGGUAUUACCAGUGUUGGCCGUCCGGAAGCCUCCAAACGUCCUGACAUUCUACUUUCGGGACAAGCAAUCCUUGAACAUCAUUGUGAUUUCGUGAAUGAGGACGGUUGUGUGAGCCUCGAUCCCAAAAAGGAUGCGCAGUGCUUCGUGAAUGGACGUCCAAUCAAGGGCCUCACAAUAUUACACACCGGUUCACGCGAUGAUAACUCGCAACUACAUCAACAACCACUCGACUGGAAAUAUGCGCAACAGGAGCUACUGGAAAAACAAGGCAUCGACCUGAAGGCGGAAAUGGAGAAGAAACUGCUUGAAAUGGAAAGUCAAUACCGACGUGAACGGGAGGAGCUCGAGCUGAAAAUGCUACGCCAGACCAAGGAGUACGAAACUCGUAUCGAGAGUCUACAGAGACAGGUCGAUUUGGCUCAAUCCAUGAUCAGCUCGUGUGGUUCCGGAUGGGAAGGAGAGCGAUUCCUCACCAGCUCGUUAAUGGAAUUUGCUGAAGAAUGCAAGUGGACAACCGGUCAAGAGAAGGUGGCGAGAAAAGCAGCCAUCAAGUGGAGGUACCAUCAAUUCACUUCGGUUCGAGACGAUCUAUGGGGCAACGCAAUCUUCGUGAAAGAGGCGAAUGCUAUCUCCGUUGAACUGAAAAAGAAGGUGCAAUUCCAGUUUGUCUUGUUGACCGACACUAUGUACAGCCCACUACCGCCAGACCUGCUACCGCCUGGUGAAGAUCUCACUCUUAGACCGUACCCGAAAACAGUUGUAGCCAUCCAAGUGCAGGAUCUCAAAAAUGGUGCCAGUCACUAUUGGAGCAUUGAAAAACUCAAGCAGCGUCUGGAAGAUAUGCGUAGUUUCUACAACGCCGAACUGUCUGUGGUUGGCACUCCGGCUGAUCCACCAUAUAAAACGGUAGCCGAGGGAUGGUUGGCGGCGCUGCAAUUGAAUCCAGCCCGACUCGUGCCCGACAGGCAGCGUCUCGAGUCCAUGCGGGAUAUGUAUGAAGCCGAUCAGCUCAGCCCGAGUGACGAUCCGAUGAUGGAGGCCUUAAUGGGCACUGACCCGUUCUACGAUCGCUUCCCGUGGUUCCGAAUGAUUGGAAGGGCAUUCGUCUAUCUGAGCAAUCUACUUCAUAAUGUACCAUUAGUCCAUAAAGUAGCCAUUGUCAAUGAAAGAGGAGAAGUCCGUGGUUACCUGAAAGUAGCCAUUGAGCCCGUGAAUCCGCUGGAAGUGGAUACUCAGAAGAAAGGCGUUCGUCAAACAGCGAAAUUGCACUUCCGUAAAGAGGACUUCUUGAAAACUUGUAGAAACGGCGAGAACGAAGAUGAAAGCCAGCAGCUGACGUUCCCACCUCACAUGAAAGAAGAAGAGGAGUUCUGUUUCCGUGUGGUGGUACUGCAGGCAAUCGAUGUCUCCGAGCAGUACUCAGAUGUCUUCUGUCAAUUUAAUUUCCUCCAUCGUCAUGACGAAGCCUUCUCCACGGAACCGUUGAAGAACACUGGUCGAGCGCCACUUUCCUUCUCUCAUUCACAGAAUUUACACAUCAAAAUGAGCCGCACGUUCCUGCAUUACCUGCAUCACUUCCCUAUCAUUUUCGAGGUAUCCGCUAUGAGGCAUUUUUCUCAUUCCCAUAAGAAGGAUCACAGGAAAUCGAAGAGCGAAACAGUUCCACAAGAAGAAAAGUCUCUUCAGGCGUUCGGUCAUUUCCAACAGAAACCAGAAGGAUUCCAAUUCGAGCGGCAGCUGAGCGCACUCGGCCGUCGUAUGUCAACAAAGCUCACCUUCCAACAACCGUCGUUGGUGAUUUCCACACCUGUGAAGAGCAAGAAAGCCAACGCUCCUGUCCAACACAACCCUACACAAAUUCGUUCAAAAACGGACUUGCUGGUUUGGUUCGAGAUUUGCGAACUGGCUGGAAGUGGUGACUACGUGCCAGCAGUGGUGGAUCACGCCCAAGGCUUACCAACCCAUGGUGUAUUCCUUUUACAUCAAGGAAUCCAACGAAGGAUCAAAAUCACCAUCUGCCAUGAGCGGGGAGAAGUGAAAUGGAAGGACUGCCAAGAGUUGGUGGUUGGCCGUAUCCGCAGUGGUCCGGAGUGGAAUGAUGUCCUUUCGCUUGGUUUGUUCCCGGGAACAUACCUGGAAUUCAGCAUGGAUGAAAGAAAUUUCUGCGAACCUCAUCAAAAAGGUUUCAGAUCAUUCUUCCAAUUCGAGGCCGCAUGGGAUAGUUCGCUUCACAAUUCACCGCUUCUCAAUCGGGUAUCCAACUAUGGCGAUCAGAUCUACAUGACAUUGUCAGCUUACAUGGAGUUGGAGGGUUGUGCGCAGCCUGCUGUCAUUACAAAGGACAUCUGCGUACUAAUCUACGCCCGGGACUCGAAAAUCUCCGCAGCAAGCAGGUUCUGUCGUUCACUGAUCGGUGGCAUUUCGAAGUCGCCGGAGAUGAAUCGAGUGCCAGGCGUCUAUCAGUUGUGUAUGAAAGAUGCAACCGACUCAGGAGCGAUACGCCGUCAGCGGCGAGUGCUGGACACAUCAUCGGCGUACGUCCGUGGCGAGGAAAAUCUUGGUCAAUGGCGUCCGCGUGGCGAUUCGCUUAUCUUCGAGCAUCAAUGGGAGUUGGAGAAGCUAACACGACUUCAGCAGGUCGAACGGGUGCGCUUGUUCCUUCGCCUUCGUGAUAAACUCAAAGGAAAGAGGAAACCGGGAGAACUGAAAACUCCCGUCUCUCCCUGCGAACCGAUCUGCGCCAUCCCAGACACAGUGAAGUUGGAUGAGAAAGAAAAGGGUAUUGUUAAAAAGGUGAUUAACCUGAUAACGCAACGAAUUCCUGUCAACAAAGAUCCGCCAACUGGAAACAAGGCCCAAGAGCUGAGCGAUGAGAGCAGCAGUAACAGCAUCACGUCACCGAUCUCCGACAAGUCAAUGGUAAAAUCAUCACCCUCUCUGGAUCAGCUGAGCCGGCAAAAGUCGAAGUCGGAUCAGAACCUUAGCUGCACAGAUGACGUGCUCGAUCAGCUGGCCCUAAAGCGAAGUCUUAGCGGCAGCCGUCUCAGUCAGCUUAAUCUUCUAGUACCAGAGGUGACGGAAGAGCGGGUAGGCGUUGUCGUCUCACGUAAAGGCUACAUGAACUUCUUGGAGGAGAAAACUCAAGGUUGGACAAGGCGUUGGGUGGUCGUCCGACGGCCUUAUAUACUUCUCUUCCGCGACGAGAAAGACCUGGUAAUCCGUGGCAUUAUCAACUUAGCAAACGCUAGGGUAGAGUAUUCGGAGGAUCAGCAGGCGAUGCUCAAAGUUCCGAACACAUUCUCUGUUUGUACGAACCACCGCGGUUUCCUAAUGCAGAUCAUGCCCGGUGAUGAGAUGUAUGACUGGUUGUAUGCGAUUAAUCCGUUGAUGGCUGGUCAGAUGAAAGUGAAGGCGGCGGCCACGAAUGGAACGCUCAAGUCAAGCAUCUAG